This is a messenger RNA of Micropterus dolomieu (smallmouth bass), 2047 nucleotides long. RefSeq names its product prokineticin receptor 1-like. The transcript has 2 exons. The record is from RefSeq and is a predicted model, not a curated record. Gene Ontology annotation, cellular component: membrane. Gene Ontology annotation, molecular function: neuropeptide receptor activity. Gene Ontology annotation, biological process: neuropeptide signaling pathway. NCBI's taxonomy places the organism in Eukaryota, Metazoa, Chordata, Actinopteri, Centrarchiformes, Centrarchidae. The coding region runs from base 1 to 1134 and encodes 377 amino acids.
AUGGACGAGCCGACCAACAACAGCUUGGCUCUAACAGACUACCUCCUGGCCAGUAAUGGCCUGGACUAUGACAUUCCUCUGGACGAGAUCCCGGACACCACGCAAGGGCAGGCCUUCUUCGUGGCCACCAUUGUCAUUGCCGUGGUCCUGGUGGGCAUCAUGUUGGUCUGUGGAGUGGGGAACUGUCUGUUCAUCGCCAGCCUCGCCCGCUACAAGCAGCUCCGCAACCUGACCAACCUGCUGAUCGCCAACCUGGCCGUGUCGGACGUGCUGGUGGCGGCGGUGUGCUGUCCUUUCCUACUGGACUAUUACGUGGUAAAGCAGCUGUCGUGGGAUCAUGGCCUGCUGCUCUGCGCCGCCACAAACUACCUGCGCACCGUCUCUCUCUACGUGUCCACCAAUGCACUGCUGGCCAUCGCUGUGGACAGGUACAUGGCUAUCCUCCACCCUCUGAGGCCUCGUAUGAAACUCCAGACGGCGUACUGUGUGAUCGUGACAGUUUGGGUCGUCCCCGUCUUCAUCUCCAUCCCCUCUGCCUACAUGGCCUCUGAGACGACAUACCCACAUGUGGAAGGUCGCAGCUACAAGACCUUCUGUGCUCAGAUCUGGCCUGUGGACCAGCAGGCGUACUACCGCUCCUACUUCCUCCUCAUCUUGGCUCUGGAGUUCAUUUGCCCAGUGACUGUCAUGGCCGUCUGCUACAUCCAGAUCUCCAGGGAGCUGUGGUUUAAAGACGUCCCGGGUUUCCAGACUGAGCAGAUCCGGAAGAGGCUCCAGAAGCGUCGGAGGACGGUGGUGGUGUUGAUUCUGGUGCUGGUAGCAUACAUCCUGUGCUGGGCGCCAUACUACGGCUUCGCCCUGCUGCGGGACUUUUACCCCACCCUCAUAUCCAGGGACAGGAACUCCCUGGUGGCCUUCUACAUCAUUGAGUGCAUCGCCAUGAGCAACGGGAUCAUCAACACCCUCUGCUUUAUGAGUGUCCGAAACAACAACAAGCGCAUGAAGAAGGCGGGCAAGUUCCCGCUGAGGCUGGUGACUUUUGUGGCCACCAAGUCUCUUGAUGAAGGCGAGGCACGGACCUCCUCCCUCCGAAUGACGGAGGACGUGGAGGGAGCUCGGAGGUCAAACAUAUGACAGUUCAAAGUGCAUUUUAAACCUGUAUUACCAGACCAGAGGUGGCGGCGCCUUCAAUGGGAUUGGACAGUGGAUUAAACGUACAGCGAAGAAGACAACAAGGGGCCAUGUUUGUAGUUCUGUUCCUGAAAAGCAGGGCACAGUUUGUGGAAAUACUGGAUUUUAACGUUGGUUUUAUCCUGGGAAACGAUGUUCUCAUUUGGGGAUAUUAGCUCAUCAAAUCACUGUGUGUCAUCGCUCUGAAACAGCUGAGCCAAUCACAGUAAAGCAUGAGGAAAACAACUCAACACAUAAAGAAUCAGCUUCUUCAGAAAGUCUUAGGCUAGGUUCACUCUGCAGGCCUUAAUGCCCAAUUACCAUUUAUUGCCCAGAUCUGGUUGCUUUGACUGUUCACAUAAUAAUUUUUAUGUGUGAAAUGGAGCCACGGCCUGAAAGUGACCCACAUGUGCAAAAGAAUAAAACGACAUCACACGCAGCAAGCUGACGUGGCUUCAGAGGUUAGUGUCUACAGUUGAUUUCAGGUGGCAGAAAGGGAAUUCAUGAGCAAGCUUUUCAUUUGCCGUGGCUCCCACUAGCGCAGAGCUGUGAUGGCAGUCACUCUAGAGUGACGUCAGAGUGGCAUGAACUCAGAUCUCACCGUCCAGACCGAGGUCGCAUUUAAAAAAAAUCCGACCUGUAUCUGAUUUGGACCACAUAUGAAAGUGUCUCAAAUCCGAACUGGAAAAGAUCAGAUUUGGGUCACUCAGGUCAAAACCUGCAGAGUUCGGCCAUAUUUUUUGUCUGGAAGCUGCCGAGCGACACAAUGUGAACACACAGCACCACAAAUCCAAAGGCCGAGGCAGCUAAUGUGAGUUUUAUUUAAUUUGUACUGUGAAGAUUGAAAUAAAUGUUGAUGAAGCCGUAGUCAAUACGA